AUGGAUAGCAAACAUGAAGCUGCUAGUGCUUAUGCUGAUGCAGCUCACUCAUACAAGAAAACAAGCACCAAGGCGUGCAUAGGUAACCUAGAGCAAGCAUUAAACAUUUUCAUGGAAAUUGGAAGACUCAGCAUGGCUGCCAGAUAUUGCAAGGAAAUUGUUGAGUUAUAUGAACAGGAGCAAAAUUUGGAGCAAGCUAUUGCUUACUAUAAUAAAGCAUCUGAUCUUUUUCUGGGUGAAGAAGUAACAACUUCUGCAAACCAAUGCACACAGAAAAUCACACAAUUUUCAGCUCAAGUGGAACAGUGCUUUGCAAAUCUUACUGAAUUCAUACUAUAUUUCCAUUAUUGUCGAUCUUUGCGAUUUGAGGACAAACCAGAUUAUUCUUACUUGAAGAGGCUUUUCCGUGAACUUUUCACUAGAGAAAUUUAUCAGUUUGACUAUAUAUUUGAUUGGACCAUGUUAAAGUAUCCCCAUGUGGGCUCUAGUUCUAGAGGAAGGACAACUACAAAAUUACCAUUGAACCCUGGAAUAUCAGCAGAGAAAGCAGAAAGGACCCCAGUGAAACAAGAGGUCCGAGAUAGAUUCUCAGGGGCAGUUGAGUCAUUUAUUAGAAGAAAUGGUUCUAGUAGCGGCUUGCAUGGUGAUCAUCAAUCAAGGCAUAGAUCUUCAGAGAAUGUUACACCCUCCAAGGAUGCUCUGAAGAGUCUUGAUGUUGCAGCAUUGACUGUUGAAGUUCCUGCUGAAGAUUGGGGAGAUGAACUCAAAUCUUGA
Messenger RNA from Lactuca saligna, 774 nucleotides. NCBI's taxonomy places the organism in Eukaryota, Viridiplantae, Streptophyta, Magnoliopsida, Asterales, Asteraceae. The record is from the annotation of a GenBank genome assembly.